This is a messenger RNA of Parus major (Great Tit), 1833 nucleotides long. RefSeq names its product speckle type BTB/POZ protein (gene SPOP). The annotation marks the transcript as partial. The transcript is spliced from 7 exons. Gene Ontology annotation, molecular function: ubiquitin protein ligase binding. The record is from RefSeq and is a predicted model, not a curated record. Gene Ontology annotation, biological process: proteasome-mediated ubiquitin-dependent protein catabolic process; regulation of proteolysis. NCBI's taxonomy places the organism in Eukaryota, Metazoa, Chordata, Aves, Passeriformes, Paridae. Gene Ontology annotation, cellular component: cytoplasm; nucleus.
UCUCUCCCCCAGAUCAAGGUGGUGAAGUUCUCCUACAUGUGGACCAUCAACAACUUCAGCUUCUGCCGGGAGGAGAUGGGGGAGGUCAUCAAGAGCUCGACCUUUUCCUCCGGAGCCAACGACAAGCUCAAGUGGUGUUUACGUGUCAACCCCAAGGGCCUGGACGAGGAGAGCAAGGAUUACCUGUCACUGUACCUGCUGCUGGUCAGCUGCCCCAAGAGCGAGGUCAGGGCCAAGUUCAAGUUCUCCAUCCUCAACGCCAAGGGAGAGGAGACCAAGGCCAUGGGUGAGUGGGAAACCUCUGUGGGGGCCAACGGGCUGCUGCCAGACGACAAACUGACCCUGUUCUGUGAGGUGAGCGUGGUGCAGGACUCGGUGAACAUCUCGGGGCAGAACACCAUGAACAUGGUGAAGGUGCCCGAGUGCCGCCUGGCCGACGAGCUGGGCGGGCUCUGGGAGAACUCGCGCUUCACCGACUGCUGCCUCUGCGUGGCCGGCCAGGAGUUCAAGGGCCACAAAGCCAUCCUGGCAGCGCGCUCCCCGGUCUUCAGCGCCAUGUUCGAGCACGAGAUGGAGGAGAGCAAAAAGGUGAGAGGGAGGGGGCUCCUCGGGAAUUCCCGCUGGGAAUGGUCCUGCCCAGCCCAUCCCCUGCAGAGAGGGGCCAGCUCUCUGCUCCUGAGGGCAGCAGGUAACCUGUCCGUGGAGAACGCGGCUGAGAUCCUGAUCCUGGCUGACCUGCACAGCGCGGACCAGCUCAAAACCCAGGCCGUGGACUUCAUUAAUUACCACGCCUCGGACGUGAUGGAGACGUCGGGCUGGAAGUCCAUGGUGGUGUCCCACCCUCACCUGGUGGCCGAGGCCUAUCGCUCGCUGGCCUCUGCGCAGUGCCCGUUCCUGGGCCCGCCCCGCAAGCGGCUGAAGCAAUCCUAAACCCCGCAUCCCUCAUCCCGAGCUUUUCUGGAAGCGGCCGCAGCUGCCGCCGCCGCCGCCCAGCCCUUGAGCAGCGGGGAGCCGGCGAGACCCGCGGAGCUUGGACUGUGCUGCUGGGGGGAAGAGGCCGCUCCGCCUGACAGCCGGACUUUGUCCAACGGCACCGAGAAACUUUGGGAAAAGGGGGGAGGGUGGGGCUCUGGGGCUGUUCCUGCGAUUCCCUGUGUCUGUGUUUUCCCUUGCACCCCGCCUGCCGCCCCCCGGGCCGGUGCUCCCGGGGCUCCCGGUGCUCCCGGGGCUGCCGGGGCCCGGGCAGAGCUCGGCCGCUGCGGGAGGAGCGCGGGCAGAGGUGAGGAAAUCCCCGAGGGGAGCUCCAGGAGUAUUUACGGCAAACGCUGCGCGGCCGAGCCGGGCGCGCCGUGCCCUCGGCCAGGAGAUGAAUUUGCUGUUUUUAGCACUUGUGAGUGUCCACCACAAACAGAAGCGACGCUUCCAAAAGCCCCUUUUCCUGUCCAACGCCAGCUCGGAGCGGCCGGGGCGGGGAAGCCGUGCUGGGACAGCACCGCCGAGCCCUGCAGCCCACGGCAGCACCGACGCUUUCUGUUCUAAACCUUGUGGGAAACGUUCUGGGCGUUCUUCCCUCCUUUAUUUCCCCUCUCCUCCCGGUUUUUUUACGGAAGAGAAGCCCCCCGAGCCCCCCAGGAUGAUUUUCAGUGUUGCUGACGGUUGCGUGCGACGUCCCCGAGUUGCUCCGUGGUUCUUACACUGUUUGUACCUGCUCUGGCUGUCCGGGGCCAGCCCUGUCCCUUUCUAUUUAGUCACUUCUUACAGCAGAGAUGUUUCAAUAGUUGGGAACUCUUUUUGUUUUUUCUUUUGGAAAAUAUAAAUAAUUCCUAUUUUGUA